Lemur catta (Ring-tailed lemur) is the source of this 9651-nucleotide messenger RNA. RefSeq names its product supervillin (gene SVIL). The transcript has 39 exons. The record is from RefSeq and is a predicted model, not a curated record. Gene Ontology annotation, biological process: barbed-end actin filament capping; actin polymerization or depolymerization; actin filament severing. Gene Ontology annotation, molecular function: phosphatidylinositol-4,5-bisphosphate binding; actin filament binding. The coding region runs from base 1010 to 7645 and encodes 2211 amino acids. Gene Ontology annotation, cellular component: actin cytoskeleton; cytoplasm. Lineage: Eukaryota; Metazoa; Chordata; Mammalia; Primates; Lemuridae.
UUUAACCUAAAAGUGAAGUUAGAGAAAUGUUUGCCUAUCCCUAUCUGUGGUGUUCAGUAGACUGCUGUUGUAUUUUUAGUUUCUCUCUGAAACAAGCUGAAAGACAAUGAGGACAGGCCGAUUGCAUGUGAAGUAGCUGCUGGCCAGCCCUGCUGCAACAGCUGAUGGGCUCCUCUCGGUUUCCAGAGCUAUAUCUGGUAGAUUAGCUGGUAUCAAGGCUCUCGAGUUCAGGCCAUAAAAGGCCCGGCCCAUGUGGAGUUUGCUCCACUGCUCUGCCCGCGUCCUGACAGCCUGCAGGGUCCUCAGGUUUCACGGGGAUCUGCCCAGUAAUGGAUGGCUCUGCCAAGGCCAGGUUGGGGAAGUUCAGCCUCGAGGACACCAGCGGACGGAAAACUUCAAAAAGAAGACUCUUUUUGUUAACACUUUGGUGUUCUUUUUGGAGAGAAACUUUUGGGAUGUAGCCUUCACCUAUUUCCUGAACUUGACACCCAAAUGCCUUCUGGAAAGCACCCUUCUAAAUUUAUCCUGUUCUGAAUCGUCGCUUCUGAUGGAUGCACGUUGCCUUGUUUUGCAUUGUGAUAUUUGGUUUUGUGCAAGUUACUUGGGCUAACUUUUGAUAUUUUACUUUUUGUUUAGCAUUUGGAAGUAGUAGUCAUUGGAAAGAGACUCUGAGAAAAUACUACAGGACAUCCCAAGCUGGAUUAGAGGAUAUAACGUGUUUUAUUUUUUAAUUAGAAAAAUAAGGAAUUGCAGUGUGAUUUCCCCUCCCCCUUUAACUUAGAGGAACAAGAAUUAUACAGAAAUUUGAAAUCUCAACAAGAAAAACUUAAGCUUCAUUGGAUUUCCACGUCAAAGAAAAGUUCCAAGCUUUCAGAAAGAAUUCUCACUUGAAGAGAAAGAACAAUUUGCUAGCCACAAAAGAGGAAUUGAUACUAAGCUCUUAACUGCACUUCCUAAAGUUGCAGAAUUAAGAAAAAUCUUUGAACCAAAGAGGAAGGAAUUUUUAGAAAUGAAAAGAAAAGAAAGAAUUGCCAGGCGCCUUGAAGGAAUUGAAAAUGACACCCAGCCCGUCCUCUUGCAGAGCUGCACAGGGUUGGUGACUCAUCGGCUGCUGGAGGAAGACACGCCUCGGUACAUGCGAGCCACCGACCCGGCCAGCCCCCACAUUGGCCGCUCAAAUGAAGAGGAAGAAACUUCCGAUUCUGCCUUAGAAAAGCAGACGCGACCCAAGCACCGCGCGGACAGCUCCGGGGUCGGUGCCGACCCGCCCUGCAGCCUGGGGGCCAUGGACGCCCAGGGCCCGGGGGCCAAAGCCCAGCGCAUCGCCAGGUAUAAGGCGGAGCGGCGGCGGCAGCUGGCGGAAAAAUACGGGCUGACCCUGGAGCCUGAAGCCGACCCAGAGCACCUGACCCGCUACGCCAGGUCCAGGAGGGAGCCCGGCGCGGCCGACAAGCGCGCGGGGCAAAGUGAGAAGCCGGCGGAGCCCGGCAAAGACUCGAGCGCCCCGUACCCGGGGCCGGAGACCGCGGGGCUCCGCACCUGUGCGGGUGAGUCCAAGGACUGCGUCCUGCGCGCCAGCCACGGCGUUUCAGAGCAGGAGCUGCUGCUGAAUGUGGAAAACCAAAGACGGGGCCAGGAGCCCAGCGCCACCCGGCAGGCCCACGACCUGCCCCCGGCAGCCGAGAGUUCCUUGACCUUCUCGUUCUCGGGGCGAGACUCCUCCUUCACUGAAGUGCCAAGGUCCCCAGAGCAGGUGCACCGCUCCUCGCUGCAGCCGCCGGCGCCCCGGAGCCCGUCUGCUGGUGACCCGCCCGUCCCCACUGAGGCCCGGCCCAGUAUUACGGGGAAACCCAAACAUGAGUGGUUUCUCCAGAAAGAUUCCGAAGGGGACACAUCUUCCCUUAUCAACUGGCCCUCCAGAGUUAAGGUUAGAGAAAAAUUGGUGAGAGAGGAGAGUGCUCGCGGCAGCCCUGAACUUGCCUCAGAGCCCUCAACUCAGAGGAGACGUCAGCCAGCGCCGGUGCACGGCCUGUCCUUUCAGUCGGAACACUCGGCCUUUGACAGGGUCCCCAGCAAGGCGGCGAGCUCUUCACGGCAGCCAAGCUGUGGCUACGUCCAACCCACCGACUCUGGUCACACCGCCAAGCUGGUGACCACAGAAAGCCCAGAAAAUGUAUCCGAGUGCAGCUGGGGGGAAUCAGCCCCCCAGGAUGUCACAGAACCUCUGACCUUGAAGGUGGCAGGUGAGAGAAGGUACGUGCCAGCCCUCCACAUCUGUGAACCCAAAGCAGAGGGAGACAUGCUCGUCGCUGAAGCUCCUGAGAAAAGCAGGAAAACCGUUUUGGCUUUGGAGGAUGAUGGGUUCACAAGAAGCCACGAAGACCCUUCUGGAAAGGAGGACUUUGGUCAGCCGGCUGUUAGCACAGUCACCUUGGAACGUGAGAAGGAACGAGAAGGUGCGGCACACCCAGCUCAAUCUCGGCCUGCAGAGAGAAUGGGCAGGAGCGAAAUGGUUUUGUAUGUUCAGAAUGAGCCUGUGUCCCGCAAUGCCACACUGACCACCGGUCCCAAAAAGAAGCGCAAGGUCCUCACCCGCUCACUGUCUGACUACACGGGGCCCCCUCUGCUCCAGGCCUCGAAGCGCAAGGACCCCGCUUCCACGCCAGAGCUGGGCCUGCAGGGCUCCAAGGCCGAAGGGCUGACUGGGGAAGUCGGCGUGCCAGACACAAAGGUCUCUGUCGCCCAGCUCCGAAGUAUGUUUCUGGAGUCUGCCAACACCUGCAAGAGACCUGAACUCCAAUCGCGGGUGGAGAGGUCACCCGGCGGCGCUGGCAGUGUGGAGCGGGAGAGAGGGUCCCGGAAACCGAGGCGCUAUUUCUCUCCUGGUGAAAGUAGGAAAACUUCUGAGAGAUUUAGAACUCAACCUAUAACCUCAGCAGAACGAAAGGAAUCGGAUAGAUGUACUUCACAUUCAGAAAUGCCAAUUAUGGACGAUGAAGAAAAGGUGGAUGAACGAGCCAAGCUGAGUGUCGCUGCCAAGAGGCUGCUUUUCAGGGAAAUGGAAAAAUCCUUUGAUGAGCAGAGUGUUCCAAAGCGGCGCUCAAGAAACGCGGCGGUGGAGCAGAGGCUGCGCCGUCUGCAGGACAGAUCGCUCACCCAGCCCGUCACCACCGAGGAGGUGGUCAUCGCAGCCACUGAACCUAUCCCUGCUUCGUGUUCUGGGGGCGUCCACCCUGUCAUGGCGAGAUGUCCUAGUCCCACUGUAGCUAGGAGCACUGUGCAGCCUGCCAGAUUACAGGCAUCUGCUCACCAAAAGGCUUUAGCCAGAGACCAGACGAAUGAGGUCAGAGAUUCCACUGAACCAGGAGAACCUGAUUCCUCCACUCUGAGCUUAGCAGAGAAGUUGGCCUUAUUUAACAAAUUGUCCCAGCCGGUCUCAAAAGCGAUUUCUACCCGAAACCGAAUAGACAUGAGACAGCGGAGGAUGAACGCCCGCUACCAGACGCAGCCGGUCACGCUGGGUGAGGUGGAACAGGUGCAAAGUGGGAAGCUCAUUCCUUUCUCACCCACCGUUAGCACGUCUGUGUCCACCGCGACAUCCACAGUCACUCCGAUGUAUGCUGGGGACCUUCGGACGAAGCCCCCUCUUGAUGACAAUACAAGUGCCACUGACUAUAAGUUUCCUUCUUCACUAGAAAAUUCAGACUCUCCAGUUAGAAGCAUUCUGAAGUCACAAGUUUGGCAGCCUUUGGUAGAGGACAGUGGAAACAAAGGGAUGUUGAGAGAAUCUGGAGAGGCAGAAAGCAAGAGAGCUCUGGCAGGUAGAGACACUGGGGUGAAGAAGUGUGGGUCCUCGGAGGAGGCAGAGCCCACCCACCCCGUCUUUAGCAGAGUCAGGGAGGGAGACAUCCACAAGGAGCCUAGAUGUGCUGAGCCGAGGAAGGGGAGCCUGGAGCUGGCUCGUCCGUCCAGCGCCCACCUCGCUGAUGAGCUGGAUGGGUUUUCCACUGUGAAAACGAAUGCACAAGGGAACGCAGACCUGAAGGACAGGCAGCCCUUUGAAGAGAAGGUGGACGUGGAGAACGUCAUAAAAAGGAAGUUUUCUCUGAGAGCAGCAGAGUUCGGGGAGCCCACUUCCGAGCAGAAGGGGGCUGCUGCUGGGAAAACAGUCGCUCAGACCGCAGCCCCUAUGUCCUGGAAGCAGCAGGAUUCUGCAGAACAACUGCAGGAGAAGCACUGCAAGAAUCCGUGCGCAAUGUUUGCUGCUGGAGAGAUCAAAGCUGCAGCGGGGGAGACCAUCCUGGACUCGCCCUGCAAGACCAUGUCAAUUAAAGAAAGACUGGCGCUGCUGAAGAAGAGUGGAGAGGAGGACUGGAGGAACAGGCUCAGCAGGAAGCAGGAGGGUGGCAAGGCACCCGCCACCAGCAGCCUGCACAUCCAAGAAGCCGGGCAGCCACUCACCAAGAAGGAAGAAGGAGGAUUUUCAGAUGAUAAUGCCCUUUCUAAUCUGCUCUGGCGGGUCACAGAGAGUCGAGAGAGCCAGAUGACCAUUGAGGAGAGGAAGCAUCUGAUCACCGUGAGAGAGGAAGCUUGGAAGACCAAAGGCCAGGGCGCAGCCAACGACUCCACCCAAUUUACCGUGGCUGGCAGGAUGGUGAAGAAAGGUUUGGCAUCACCCACUGCCAUAACCCCGGUGGCAUCUCCCAUUUGCAGCAAGACCAGGGGGACUACACCGGUUUCCAAACCCCUAGAAGAUAUUGAAGCCAGACCAGACAUGCAGCUAGAAUCGGACCUGAAGUUGGACAGGCUGGAAACGUUCCUGAAAAGGCUGAACAACAAAGCUGGUGGCCUGCAGGAAACAGUCCUGACUGUCACCGGCAAAUCUGUUAAAGAGGUGAUGAAGUUGGAUGAUGACGAAACCUUUGCCAAAUUUUACCGCAACGUGGAUUCUAAUGUGCCGAGAAGCCUUGUGGAGCUAGAUGAGGACUUUGAUGUGAUUUUCGAUCCGGAUGCACCCAAACUGACAUCUUCCGUGGCCGCGCACAAGCGCGCAGUGAGGCCCAAGCGCCGGGUGCAGGCUUCCAGAAACCCCGUGAAGAUGCUGGCAGCACGAGAAGACCUCCUGCAGGAGUACACCGAGCAGAGGCUGAAUGUCGCCCUCAUGGAGUCAAAGCGGAUGAAAGUGGAGAAGAGGUCCUCCAAUUCCAACUUCUCGGAAGUCACGCUGGCAGGUUUAGCCAGCAAAGAAAAUUUCAGCAACAUCAGCCUGCGGAGCGUCAACCUGACGGAGCAGAAUUCCAACAACAGCGCGGUGCCCUACAAGAGGCUGAUGCUGCUACAGAUCAAAGGAAGAAGACACGUCCAGACCAGGCUGGUGGAGCCCCGCGCCUCGUCACUCAGCAGUGGGGACUGCUUCCUCCUGCUCUCUCCCCACCACUGCUUCCUGUGGGUGGGAGAGUUUGCCAACGUCAUAGAAAAGGCGAAGGCCUCUGAACUUGCGACUUUAAUUCAGACAAAAAGGGAACUUGGUUGUAGAGCUUCUUAUAUCCAGACCAUUGAAGAAGGGAUUAAUACACAUACUCAUGCAGCUAAAGACUUCUGGAAGCUCCUGGGAGGCCAAAGCAGCUACCAAUCUGCUGGAGACCCAAAAGAAGAUGAGCUAUAUGAAACAGCUAUAAUAGAAACAAACUGCAUUUACCGUCUCAUGGAUGACAAACUUGUUCCUGACGAUGACUACUGGGGCAAAAUCCCCAAGUGCUCCAUCCUGCAGCCAAAAGAGGUGCUGGUGUUUGAUUUUGGUAGCGAAGUUUACGUGUGGCAUGGGAAAGAAGUCACAUUAGCACAGCGUAAAAUAGCAUUUCAGCUUGCAAAGCACUUGUGGAAUGGAAAUUUCGACUAUGACAAUUGUGACAUCAACCCGCUGGAUCCCGGAGAGUGCAAUCCGCUGAUCCCCAGAAAAGGACGGGGGCGGCCUGAUUGGGCCGUAUUUGGGAGACUUACUGAGCACAAUGAGACUAUUUUAUUCAAAGAGAAGUUUCUGGAUUGGACUGAACUGAAGAGACCUAAUGAGAAGAACGCCGGGGAGCUCGCCCAGCAGAAGGAAGACCCCAGGGCUGAUGUCAAACCUUACGAUGUGACACUGAUGGUGCCCCUGCCCCAGGCGGCGGCAGGCACCGUUCUGGAUGGUGUGAAUGUCGGCCGUGGCUACGGCCUGGUGGAAGGGCCGGACAGGAGGCAGUUCGAGAUCAGCAGCUUGUCCGUGGAUGUCUGGCACAUCCUAGAAUUCGACUACAGCAGGCUCCCCAAACAGAGCAUCGGGCAGUUCCACGAGGGGGACGCCUAUGUGGUCAAGUGGAAGUUCAUGGUGAGCACCACAGUGGGGAGCCGGCAGAAGGCAGAGCAUUCCGUCAGGGUGACCGGCAAAGAGAAGUGCGUCUACUUCUUCUGGCAGGGCCGGUCCUCCACCGUGAGUGAGAAGGGAACGUCGGCGCUGAUGACGGUGGAGCUGGACGAGGAAAGGGGCGCCCAGGUCCAGGUUCUGCAGGGCAAGGAGCCCCCCUGUUUUCUGCAGUGCUUCCAGGGGGGCAUGGUGGUGCACUCUGGGAGGCGGGAAGAGGAAGAAGAAAAUGCGCAAAGCGAGUGGAGGCUGUACUGUGUGCGAGGAGAAGUCCCCGUGGAAGGGAAUUUGCUGGAGGUGGCCUGUCACUGUAGCAGCCUGAGGUCCAGGACUUCCAUGGUGGUCCUCAACGUGAAUAAGGCCCUCAUGUACCUGUGGCAUGGAUGCAAGGCCCAGGCCCACACAAAGGAGGUCGGAAGGAUGGCGGCAAAUAGAAUCAAGGAACAGUGCCCCCUGGAAGCAGGACUGCAUAGCAGCAGCAAAGUGACGAUACACGAGUGUGACGAAGGCUCUGAGCCUCUGGGAUUCUGGGAUGCCUUAGGAAGGAAAGACAGGAAGGCCUAUGACUGCAUGCUUCAAGAUCCGGGAAGUUUUAACUUCGCACCUCGCCUGUUUAUCCUCAGCAGCUCCUCUGGGGAUUUCUUAGCCACGGAGUUCACGUACCCGGCGCGCGCGCCCUCCGCUAUCAGCUCCAUGCCCUUCCUGCAGGAGGAUCUGUACAGUGCGCCCCAGCCAGCGCUUUUCCUCGUUGACAAUCACCAUGAGGUGUACCUCUGGCAAGGCUGGUGGCCCAUCGAGAACAAGAUCACCGGUUCCGCCCGCAUUCGCUGGGCCUCCGACCGCAAGAGUGCCAUGGAGACGGUGCUGCAGUACUGCAAAGGGAAGAAUCUCAAGAAGCCGCCCCCCAAGUCUUACCUAAUCCACGCUGGUCUGGAACCCCUGACCUUUACCAACAUGUUUCCCAGCUGGGAGCACAGAGAGGACAUUGCUGAGAUCACAGAAUUGGAUACGGAAGUUUCGAGUCAGAUCACCCUUGUGGAAGACGUCUUGGCCAAACUCUGUAAGACCACCUAUCCGCUAGCAGACCUCCUGGCCAGGCCGCUCCCGGAAGGAGUGGACCCCCUCAAGCUCGAGCUAUAUCUCACUGACGAAGACUUUGAGUUUGCGCUGGACAUGACUCGGGACGAGUUCGGUGCGCUGCCAGGCUGGAAGCAGGUGAACGUAAAGAAGGCCGCAGGCCUGUUCUGAGCCGGGCACCGGCCCGGCCCCGCGGUCGCCUGCAACACCGCCGACCAGGGAAAUGGAUAUUUAUUUUUGGACUGGUAUUUUUUUUUAAAAAAGUAUUUUUAAAUCAGAGUUUUCGGAACCCGACCUUGUUGUUGACCAUACUGCUUGUCCUGGAGCUGUGCAUUUGUCAGUGCUGCAGAGAAGCGUUAAGGGACUUUCCACGACCUGCAGGGACGUGGGCAAGAGCGUCCCCUCCGUGCACUCAGCAGGGAGCCCUCAGCACCGCCCAGCACUGCCUCCGUCCCAGCUCGGCGCUGCCUUGGUUUUUUUUGAAGCAGUUCUCUUUAUAAAGUGUUGUUUUGAUAGUUUGUGGAUUCUAAAAAAUAUAUAUAUAUAUUUAUAUAAACACCAUAUAAGUCAAAUAUGUAUUUAACAAAGCAAUAUGCAUUCAUUCACUCCUAAGAUUUUUUUUUUUUGGUGUCAAAAUAAUAUGAAGAGGUAGAUGGAAUUGCUCCUGUCAAAUUAGCUCUGCCACUGAUAUGUAUUUUCAUACACAUCCGGGAAUGUCUCCUUCAGCAUUAGGUAUGACUUGUUCUGAGUACUACUUCCGGUGCUAAAAUGAACAAAGAAUUUGUACUUAAUAGCAUGGACUCUACAGAAUCUAUGCAAAUCAACCAUUCUACCUUAAUAUCACCCCAAAAAUGUAUAGUGCCUUGUUUUUAUGUACAGUUUAUAUACAGAAAAGUUUGCGCUACGUUUUUGACGAUGGUUUGGAACAUUAUCUACAAUUUUACUCUCAAAUAGUAAAACAUAAAAACAUCUCAAUUUCUAAUACCUGUUGUAAACAUUACACAUGUCAUUCUGUGAUAUAGAACUCCAAACUAUUAAUAAAAAGCAUCAGAAUAAACAAUUAAUUGGUUCACAAUGAAUUUCAAGCAUGUUCCUUUCUGAAAAAAAAUUAUGUUUUGUAAAUGUUAAUCUAGUACCAAUAUUUUGCCAUCAAGUGUCAAGUAACUUUGAUGUAACUUUGAUUUUAGUUUAGGGCAAGAUUUUAUACAAGGUCAUAAGAUUAUAUUGAUAUUUUCCCCAUAAAAUUAAAAGUUCUUGGUACUAUACUGAAGACAUAUUUUUGUAAAAUCAUCAUUCAACAGACGUUCUUUACCCCACAACUAUAUCUACAUUUCAAUUUCAGGAUCUCAGUGCCUUUAAAAGAAUUAAAUGUAUGAAACAUCUAGAAAACUUACCAAUGAGUUAGAAAACUCCUCACAAGUUAAUAUGUUCUUAAAAUACCAAAUUCAUGGUUUUGAAUGUAUUCUACAGACCUACUACGAGUUGCUAUUGCUUCUCGCCUCCCUGAUAGUGUGCAUUUAACACAUCCAAUCCCGGCUCCUUCACCUAAAACUUCGGAACUUACUCAGAGCCUGUGACCUGCUCCUGGUCGCACUGUGUGAUUGUGUGAUGACACUUAGCAGUCACUGAACUUUUUUGCAAUUCCCUUAAAAGCGAGAUGGCACUAGCUAUUCUGCCUGCAUCCUGGGGUUCUAAGCAGGAUGGCAUGGGAGCUCUUGCAAAUUGCCGGACGCUGGACUCCUGCCGAGGUUGGUACUGUCGUAACAGGCGUGGAGGUGGGAGAGCAGGACAGCCCGAGCUCAGGAAAGUCAUCACACUCCUAGAAAUUGGAGAUUAAGCCAAAAUGAGUAGAAGGAGAAGGAGAGAGCGAGGCUCAGAGCCCAUGUCUAUAGGCAGCAUGCAAAGAGGAGCAGAGAAAGGUUCCUAGAGUCAUCAGGGUGACCUGCAGAGUGUCAGAAAGGGAGAGGUGAGGCUGCAGCCGCCUGCAGCAGGUUAGAGAAACCACACCGAUGCUUAGGGACACAGAAGGAGUGCAACUUGCUAUGGGGACUUCCACUGGAGAGUCUGCUGUAAUUAAUAAAUAAGACAGGUGUCAUCAUUAAUACUCAUUGUCACCAGAUUGUUCCAAAGUGCUUUAAAAUUGUGUGUAUCUACUUGUAUUAAACAUUGUCCCCAAA